AUGUGUCACGCUCACGGUCGCCUAGAAGACGACGGCAACGAAGCCGGACAGCCUCAAGUCCAAGUCGAAGCCCGAGCCCCAAGCGGCGACGAUACCGCCGAGAUCGCUCAUAUUCAUCAUCCCGAUCAAGGUCAAGAUCACGGGACAGACGGAGGGAUCCCAGAAAGAGUGACAGACGUCAUAGACGAUCUCCCUCAUACAACUCCUCUGAUGACAAUCGAAACAACAGGCGCGCUGAUAUUCUCAGGGGUCGCAAUGCACGCGAUGUCCGUCGUUUGA
Messenger RNA from Fonsecaea multimorphosa CBS 102226, 279 nucleotides. RefSeq lists its product as uncharacterized. The transcript has a single exon. Bases 1 to 279 code for a protein of 92 amino acids. The record is from RefSeq and is a predicted model, not a curated record. NCBI's taxonomy places the organism in Eukaryota, Fungi, Ascomycota, Eurotiomycetes, Chaetothyriales, Herpotrichiellaceae.